AUGAAACCCAAAGUCAAUGUGAAGAAGUUUGCUACAGGAAAAUCAAGGUUUUCAAAAUCUAAAAAAAAGAUACAAAAACAAAAAGGUUUGAUUGAAAGUUAUGACAUGACAGAAGAUAGUGGAAUAUAUAGGGAAAAUGAAUUGAGAACAACAAGACGGUUUGAUAGAUGUAAAAUAAAAGGUGAUGAAGUUGUUGUUUUAAACUCAUGUUCAGGAAAAGAUAAUGUUACUGUCAAGAAGCUUGAUGAAGUUAAAGACUCUGAAUUUGAAGAUGCCAAACCUGUGGUAACAAGGAAAAAGAGAAUGCAUUACACUUCAUUCAAAAAUGAUGACAAAGAAAAUGUGAAUAAAUUUAAAAGACAAAAGAAUAAAGAAGGAAAUGUAGUGAAAGCAAGGAAACUGCCUAAAGUUGUAGGAAAUGAUGCAGAAGAAGCAAAGUGA
This is a messenger RNA of Lactuca saligna, 441 nucleotides long. The record is from the annotation of a GenBank genome assembly. Lineage: Eukaryota; Viridiplantae; Streptophyta; Magnoliopsida; Asterales; Asteraceae.